GCAACAGAUGGGUGAGGACCAGUGUCUUCAAUUAGUAAGCACGUAAGGGUGCCCACAGAAGGCCUGGAGGGCUCUAUGGGAGGUAGUCCCCAGGUCUGACCGUGACCGCUGUGAAGGACUCAGGCGAGUGGAAUCUGGAAGCCGGGGCAUUGGUACUUGCAGAUGCAGGCCUUUGCUGCAUAGACGAGUUCAACAGUCUCCGAGAGCACGACAGAACCAGCAUCCACGAGGCGAUGGAGCAGCAAACGAUCAGUGUUGCUAAGGCUGGCCUUGUGUGCAAGCUGAACACCAGGACCACCAUCCUGGCAGCCACCAACCCCAAAGGCCAGUACGACCCCCAGGAGUCCGUGUCAGUGAACAUCGCCCUCGGCAGCCCGCUCCUCAGUCGAUUCGACCUGAUCCUAGUUUUGCUGGAUACCAAGAAUGAAGACUGGGAUCGCGUCAUUUCCUCCUUCAUCUUAGAGAAUAAAGGUUACCCGAGCAGGGCUGAGCAGCUGUGGAGCAUGGAGAAGAUGAAGACCUACUUCUGCCUCGUCAGGACGCUGCAGCCCACGCUGUCGGACGCGGGCAAUCAGGUUCUUCUGCGCUACUACCAGAUGCAGAGGCAGAGCGACGCCCGCAGUGCAGCUCGCACAACCAUCCGCCUGCUGGAGAGCUUGAUCCGCCUGGCAGAAGCUCACGCCCGCCUGAUGUUCCGCGACACUGUGACCCUGGAAGACGCGGUCACGGUGGUGUCGGUGAUGGAGUCCUCCAUGCAGGGCGGGGCGCUGCUCGGAGGGGUGAACGCUCUGCACACGUCCUUCCCGGAAAAUGCCCGGGCGCAAUACCGGCAGCAGUGCGAACUCAUCCUCGAGAGGCUGGAGCUGCACAGCCUGCUGAGCGAAGAGCUUCAAAGACUGGAAAGCUUGCAGAGUCAGGAUGUGCGUCCGUCCCAACCUCAAGCAGCGGAGGCGGAGGCAGACACCACACCAGGGUCCGCCGGGGACGACCCGCGGGACAAGCUGAAGCUGACUUCGCCGCAGCAGGAACUGAGCGGUGGCCUGCGCGCCCUGGCGCCUGGAGGCAGCCCCUGGGGAAGCCCAGCUCCGGGGCACAGAGACCCCAGAGGUGACGGCCGGGACCGGGGUGACCUCAUGGCCCCUCAGCGGCCCGGACCUCGAAACACCGCCCUUGCCUCUCCCGGGCCCCGCACAGCUGAGGGAGACGCGGCUCGGGAAAUCUCGGACGAGGCCAAGCGCCAGCCCGGCCCUGGGAGCCCUGCAGCGGCCUCUUCGCCCCUGCGGCCGCCGGGUGCUGAGGAUCGAGGGGCGGGAGCGCCCCGGUCGGAGGCGGUGGAGGAGGAGCCGGUCUCCGCCGGGGC
Chinchilla lanigera (long-tailed chinchilla) is the source of this 1360-nucleotide messenger RNA. Its product is annotated as DNA helicase MCM9-like. Gene Ontology annotation, cellular component: mitochondrion. Lineage: Eukaryota; Metazoa; Chordata; Mammalia; Rodentia; Chinchillidae. Gene Ontology annotation, biological process: mitochondrial L-ornithine transmembrane transport. The record is from RefSeq and is a predicted model, not a curated record. Gene Ontology annotation, molecular function: high-affinity L-arginine transmembrane transporter activity; DNA binding; ATP binding.